AUGUCUGCUCCAACAGGAAUCCAAACCUACAACUCAGCGCCCGUCAACUCCAACCAGGAGGAAGAAGGCACGCACGCAACAACCUCGCAGCCUGAACCCGCCACCGCAUUAGAGCCACUAGCAAGCGCACUCUCACAACCCCCAUCAGCACCCGCAACAACAACAUCAACAGUCACAGCUCCCUCCAACCCUCCAAUCUACCCAACCGCCGAGCCCAGCUCCUCAGAACUAGCACCACCCCGGCCAGGUGCCACAGCAGUGCAACCAACUCCAACAGCGACAGCCGCACCUGAAGCACCACCACCACCAACAACCUCCCUCCCUGAGACAGCAACAUCCACAACCCAGACUCCGCCCGCACCCCAACCAGGCGCUCUCCCAUCACCAUCAACAGUAUACACAGGAGCAGCAGGAGCAUCAGCUCAAUCCUCUCCAAUCCCCCCACCCCCCAAAGCCGGCGAGACCAUCUCCCAACCACCACCACAAGCAGCCCAACCAACCCAAAGCUACACACAAUCCUACUCCUACAGCGCGCCGACACUGGGUGCGCAGACUGCAUCACCCAACUCGACCUCAUCACCUUAUUCAUCCGUGUACCCGACGCAGGCGGGAUCACACGCUCGUCCGCAGACGCAGACUCUGCCGCUGCAUUACGGUGCCGGUGCUGGUGCCGGGUCUGGUGGUGGGGCGGAUAGUAUCUUCCCCGAAGAGGAGGAGGGGUUUAUGGGUGCGGCGAAGGGGUGGAUGAGGUGGUCUGGCAAUAAGUUGGCGGAGGUUGAGAAGGGGGUUUGGAAGAAAAUUAAUGAUGUUCAUGAUUAG
Messenger RNA from Penicillium hordei, 819 nucleotides. RefSeq lists its product as uncharacterized. The transcript has a single exon. Lineage: Eukaryota; Fungi; Ascomycota; Eurotiomycetes; Eurotiales; Aspergillaceae. Bases 1 to 819 code for a protein of 272 amino acids. The record is from RefSeq and is a predicted model, not a curated record.